AUCCAAACCGAGCUCAUAUGUGAUAGACUGAGAGGUGAUGGCUCAGUGGAGCACAAAAACUCACAAGAAAUGGCAGCCAAAGUAGCUCUCUCUUGUUCCCUUUCUUUCAAGUCUUCCUUUUUACUAAGCCUUUGUUCUUCUUCUCCUUCUUCUCUGUUCAACCCCUUCCUCACUCUUCCCAGAACAAGGCCUCUUCGCUUCAAACUUCAUGCCAGACUCGGUGGUGAGGAUUCAGAAACUAAGAAGGGUGGAAAGAAGAAAUUUAUUACCCGAGACGAAGAACCGCAGCAAUACUGGCAAACAGCUGGUGAAAGGGAAGGAGAGAAUCCGAUGAAGACCCCUCUUCCUUACAUUAUCAUAUUUGGUAUGUCAACUCCUUUUGUAAUCUUAGCCAUUGCUUUUGCUAAUGGUUGGAUCAAGGUCCCUGUUCGAUGAAAGCUGAGACAAUACUGCUUCUUGCUCUAAGGUUCUGCAGAAAAUAAGUAUUUAGUCUCUUUCUUCUGUACGGAUAAUCUGUUAUGUAUCAAUUUGAUAAACAGAGUUUUCUGUCCAGCCAUUAUCAAUAUUCAUUCGAGAAUGCUAUUACUACAGAGCAGCAGUUUGUCCAUUUUACAGAUAUAUUUUGAAGAACACAGGAAAAUCAUGAAUUGCUCUCUGUACAUUCAACCUUGGAUUUCUUUAUUGUAUUAUAGUGUGCAUUCUAAUCUAACAAAGGAACAAUUAUACAUAAGCACUUGCUUUCUUUUCACACUUAAGGGCCUAAACGGCAUAACCACACUUUCCAACUACUUGCUCUGUUUUCAAGUGUGAAAAAUCAAGCCCUAUGCAUAAGCGCUUGUUUA
Molecule: messenger RNA, 842 nt
Organism: Neltuma alba
Lineage: Eukaryota; Viridiplantae; Streptophyta; Magnoliopsida; Fabales; Fabaceae
Exons: 3
Coding region: 70-435 (121 amino acids)
Cellular component (GO): chloroplast
Source: RefSeq, a predicted model, not a curated record